AUACUUACCCAGCACCAUCAUCCGCUCGAGUUGAAUCUUACAUUCACCUCACAAGUAGUAUCCUCACUCAUAUUCUUAUAUAACCAAUCAUGCCAAAGACCUACGCUUGCUCUAUCUGCAACCAAACUUUUCCCAAGUUCGCCGACUGCAAGAUACACGAGGCCAUGCAUUCACCAGAAAAAGCGUACUUCUGCACCUGGGGCGGCGGGUGUAACUUUGUGACAUUGCAUAAAACAAGCUUCAACGAUCAUACUGAUGGGCACACGGGCGAGCAACGCUUCAUCUGUCCUCACGAUGGCUGUAACUACAGAGCUCACACCUCUUCAAACCUCACACAGCAUCGCAAGAAAGAACAUGGGUAUGUUCCUCGGGCGUGCAAUCGUCGCGGUCCCUCUGCAACAGAUUCAUCCUGGGCCCAGUCGUCGUCCCAGCCUCCGCCGGCGGCAGAGCCGCUUCCCCUUGGUACAUUCUACCAACACCAACACCAACCCCAACCCAUGCAACCGCAGGCCAUGCAAUCCUAUCCCGCUCAAUACCAACCUAUGCAACCGCAGAUCAUGCAAUCCUAUCCCACCCAAUACCAACCCCAAUCCACUCAAUACCAGCCUCCCCCACCUAUCCACAACCAGUCGCUGGGAGCCUUAUACGGCCCAGCAGAUACCGCGGGCGACUAUACCAUGUAUACCGGACCCGCGAUGGCCCCAAAUGGAUGGACUGAGGGAUGCAUGUUUCCUGAGAUGAUGCAGAGACGCCCUUCGGAGAUGCCAGGGUAUGAGUAUAGGCGUGCUUAGUUUUACUCAAGAAUCAAGCGUCAUUUUGUGUCGCUUUUUUCUUUCUUUCUUGGUGAUAGUCGUUCUUUUG
This is a messenger RNA of Suillus discolor, 861 nucleotides long. RefSeq lists its product as uncharacterized. Gene Ontology annotation, biological process: regulation of transcription by RNA polymerase II. The transcript has 4 exons. The record is from RefSeq and is a predicted model, not a curated record. Lineage: Eukaryota; Fungi; Basidiomycota; Agaricomycetes; Boletales; Suillaceae. Gene Ontology annotation, cellular component: PcG protein complex; transcription regulator complex. Bases 90 to 791 code for a protein of 233 amino acids. Gene Ontology annotation, molecular function: RNA polymerase II cis-regulatory region sequence-specific DNA binding; DNA-binding transcription factor activity, RNA polymerase II-specific.